AUGGCAGCUCUCCGUACCGCUUUCCGCCCUGCGGCCAAGUCCAUCAUCACUCCCGCUCGUGUUGCGGCUUUCCGUACCACUGCUCCCCUUCGCAUCGGUGCAGCCGGUCCUCAGGUUAUUCAGGGAACCGUCAAUGACCCUGCCCCUAUCCCUCCCGUCUCUAGGAGCCACGGUUCCUACCACUGGGACUUUGAGCGUCUCGUUUCCAUUGCUCUCGUCCCCUUGACCGUUGCGCCCUUCGUCGCUGGUUCCGUCUCUCCAGUGAUGGACGCUGUUCUCUGCAGUGCUCUCGUCAUUCACUCUCACAUCGGUUUCGACGCCUGUGUGACCGACUACAUUCCCGAACGCAAAUACAAGAAGCUCGCCCCUUUCGCGACAUGGGCUCUCCGUGGGGCUACUGCCACCGUAUUGUACGGAUUGUACCAGUUUGAGACGAACGACGUUGGAAUUGUUGAGGGUAUUAAGAAGGUCUGGACCGCAUAA
This is a messenger RNA of Saitoella complicata NRRL Y-17804, 483 nucleotides long. RefSeq names its product succinate dehydrogenase cytochrome b small subunit precursor. Gene Ontology annotation, cellular component: membrane; mitochondrial envelope. Gene Ontology annotation, molecular function: heme binding; ubiquinone binding. The transcript has 2 exons. The coding region runs from base 1 to 483 and encodes 160 amino acids. Lineage: Eukaryota; Fungi; Ascomycota; Saitoellomycetes; Saitoellales; Saitoellaceae. The record is from RefSeq and is a predicted model, not a curated record. Gene Ontology annotation, biological process: mitochondrial electron transport, succinate to ubiquinone; tricarboxylic acid cycle.